AUGACCAAAUACGACAUUCAGACCCUCUUGGCAGCAAAGCCGAAUGCUCACAUAGACCUUGAAAGGUUCAGCGACCAGGCUUUUACUAACAACCUAGUCCGGUCAAAUGUCCUAUCCGAGCAGUCUGUCAACCGGCCAAGAAACGCGUCCGGCGGUCAUUCCCGUCGCAAUGGGAUGACACCUUUAGUCCUGAAUACGCAGAACGCGCCCCGUCAGCCGGACCAUGAAACUUUGUCAUCAUCUAAUUCGCAGUUUGAUGAUGCAUUCGUGCGAUUCAUUGAGCAGCACACUUCUCCAAAGCCACAGCGCGUCACUGCCGGGGGCCGUAUCGUGCCGAUGAACCCAUGGGAUUCUCCUCCCAAAUGGAGUCUUCCAUUGAGCUCGAAAGCUGCAAGUGCUGCGAACAGCGACAUGUCCAAAGCUGUUUGUUCAACUGCAAAAAAUGAGCCGAAAUCUAAACCAGAAAAUCGACCGAAACAGCAGGCGCCCAACCCUGAGAGCAGGGCGCCUAAGACAAACCCCUUGCCCGCAGAUGCUGCCAAUGCGCCAUGCUUUCAUCCCCUCAGCAGCACAAGCCCGUUUCAACAUGCUAGUGUCCCUCCCGCAACUCAGCCGGCACAAGGAACUCCGUUAUCCGCUUAUCCAGCACUUGGGAUUAGUGGGGAUGGCUUCUUGAAUGCUUUCGCUCAACCACCAACCCCGUCGCAGCUGGUUGGUGCGCAAGCUCCCCCGGCCACAUUCGCCUUCCAGCCGCAGCCAUCUGCCGUGACGACACCCAACUUCCCGGGCUGGCAUGGCAUGAAUACACUUUCACCUGCCGCGUUCAGUCCGUACCAGGGGAGUUUUACACCAACCCCUUCUGGACUUGGUGCUCAGUGGCCUCAGCUUCCUCAGCUGCCCCAACUCCCUCAGUUGCCGCAGCUCCCUCCGUUGCCUCCGUUUCCCCAGCUUCCACAAAUGCCCCAGCUUGCUCAAGCUUCUCCGGUUGUUAGCAGUCAGGUGCCUGCCUCUGGACAGCAAUUCGUCCCUUCAUAUUUUCAGGACGCUGUCUAUCAAAAAUCACUCGAGGACGCCACCAAGCAGUACGAUGCGCUUUCCGCGCAACUCUCUCAGAUCGACAGGUUCACUGCAAUGCAUGCGUGGGUCAUUGAUCCCGAGACGAAAAAGCUUCUGGUUGAGCAACGAAAGAGCUUGGUACGAGAACUUGAUACCGUGAGACUGUAUAAGGAGCAUUUGCAGGUGCUUUUCGGAAAACACCUGAUGAACAGCCCUGCGAAAAGUCGUCAGGAACGUAUUCCUGUCCCGGUUACACCUCCCAGGAAAGAAGCCUGGGAGACGCCUACCAAGUCCAAAUCAAGGUCAUUGUCCCCUACAGUUCGCAACCUCUACCGCACCAUUGAAGAAACUGACGAGCGCGGAGAACCAAUCGAUGGACUUCUUCGAGCGCUAUCAGGCGCCUCUAAAGGCCUUGCGAAGAGGUUGAGUGAAGAACGCAAAAAGUCCUUUUGUGUAGCUGCUGAGCAGUCCCCAAGGGAGUUGCCUAGUAGGGGUAGCACGUUUGUCAAAGCGAAGGAGGAAUCUUUGCACGAAGCACCGGAGAAAGCCGAGUACGCCCAGCCCGUGCAGGUGUCAAGAAGGCUUUGGCAGUCAGAUCCCAACCCACACCCUCCGCUACUUUCGCAAUGCUUCAACAAGGAUUGGAGCCCGGUUUUGCAGAAGUCGGCUGCUCCAGCCAUUUCUCAGAAUGUCACCGCCCAUGCUUUCCUUCCUUCUUUUGAUGGCGCGGGAAGAUCAGCCGAUGGCUUCGAAUUGAUUUGA
This is a messenger RNA of Aspergillus nidulans FGSC A4, 1818 nucleotides long. RefSeq lists its product as uncharacterized. The transcript has 3 exons. Bases 1 to 1818 code for a protein of 605 amino acids. NCBI's taxonomy places the organism in Eukaryota, Fungi, Ascomycota, Eurotiomycetes, Eurotiales, Aspergillaceae. The record is from RefSeq and is a predicted model, not a curated record.